This is a messenger RNA of Porites lobata, 1584 nucleotides long. The record is from the annotation of a GenBank genome assembly. NCBI's taxonomy places the organism in Eukaryota, Metazoa, Cnidaria, Anthozoa, Scleractinia, Poritidae.
AUGAGCCCGCGAUACAGUCAGGUGAUGAUGGUCAGCGUAUACUCUAGUUUGACAGCUGUCAAUUAACCUUUAUUAGAAUGGCGAAUAUUCGAAUUAACAGACUACGAGUGUGAGUAAGACAUAUCCGUCCGGCUUGUAGUGGAAAAUGCCAGAUCGUGUACCUGAGCGAACCUGAGCCCACGUUAUUAGUUUUCUGAUAGUGGUCUGCACAUAUCCCAUUUUGACAGCUGUCAACUGACCUUACUUUAGUUUGCCAAAAUAACUUUAAACAACUGUCAGCCGACAGACAGCCCUGCCCGGGGUAGUUUCAUUUUUAUGUUGAAUUGGUAAGUGUGACAUAUUAUAUCAGCUUACAUGUUUGAUGUGAGCCCGCGAGAUGGUCAUGUGAUAAUUGUCAGCGGAUGUCUGAUUUUGACAGCUGUCAAUCUAAUCGUACUCAUACGGAUGGCUUACAAAACUGAAAGGCUAGUCAAGUUGUGCAAGAUCUAUGGUGACAUUUGACAUCGGCUUACAUGAAGUGUGUGUACGGGUGGGCGGGCGUACGCUACGUCAUAACCAAAUUUUCUCGGAUGGAUAGUUUACCAAAUUUUGUUACCCAUGGUGCUCCGCUGUGCGCGCUUCGCGCGCGGGAGCUCCGCUAUGAAGGAAACUAGUACCCUGCCAAUCUCAGGAGAAAGUUGGUUGUCUCACUUCCAGUCACUACACUCAAACCACAGGUAGCGCAAGCUCGAAAUAUGAGCUUUUGCGAGCAUCGGCAUUGUUGCCUAACAUUCGAAAUAUAGGGAUUUGUAUGGGGGAAAAAUCUCUGACGAAAAAAAACAUCUGACAAUGGCAGGCGAAGAAUAUUCCACAAGUAGCAUUAAGUAAACAGCUAGCUAAGCAAAAAUUCAAGUCACUGGACGAUUAAAAACAAACUUUAAGAUAAAAACAGAAAAACACCUAUGUGGAAGAAUAAAGACAAACAUUAACUCAUGUAAUUUAAAAAAAAGAAACUUAAAAUGAAAUACAAAUCUUGAAAAUAACUUUCAAAAUACUUCACAACAGUAUCACCCUUUACUACAAUUACAUUCAUUAGGUCAUUUGAAUGUUUAACGGUGAUUUGCAGUUUCCUACGUCUUGAUCAGAAGUUGAAGUUUUCCGGUUGAAAUGUUAGUAUUACCCUGGUCGCUGAGGUUUUUCUUGAAAUGUGUCUCUUUCUCACGUGGAAUAAAAUUUCGGAGAGCAGUAAACGUUUGUAUUUAGAUGAUUAAGCAUACUGACUUUAUUUACGGAUACGUUUGCCUUAAACCAUUUCGGCCAACACGCCAAAUUCUAAUUUAUUAUUCUUUUUUUCUUUCAGCGUCAAUAGGGUCUGCUAGUACCAACUGUGAAGUUUUCAACAUGCCAGCCAAUCCUUCUUGUGGAAUUCCAGUUGUAGACUUUAGCGCAAUGGGUCUAGAGGUCAAGGAUCCAGAUCUAAGCAGCCAAGCUGUUAAAGACCUUGCUAAUGAAGUGUACCAAGCUUUCAGCACAAUUGGAGUCGUUUAUAUUACAAACUAUGGAAUCCCACAAGAAACGGCAAGUCUAUCCUGUUCUAGUCAAUAA